Molecule: messenger RNA, 357 nt
Organism: Anopheles maculipalpis
Lineage: Eukaryota; Metazoa; Arthropoda; Insecta; Diptera; Culicidae
Product: pro-resilin-like
Exons: 4
Coding region: 1-357 (118 amino acids)
Cellular component (GO): extracellular matrix
Source: RefSeq, a predicted model, not a curated record
AUGACUUGUGUAUGUGUGUAUGUCGUCGUCAAGAGUGUUGUCCUCCUUGUUAUCAUGUCGCUGAAAGUGCUCGUGUUGGUUGGGGUGGUGCUGAGUGUGUGUGCGGUUUGUCUGCAGGCGGCACCGCAAGCAGAGAAAUAUGAAGCUUACGAGUAUAAGUAUGAGGUGAAGGAUCCCGAGAAGCAGCUGUUUUUUGACAAAAACGAAGCAGGAGACACUGCUGGCAAGGUAACGGGACGGUAUUCGGUGUGGUUGCCGGAUGGACGUCUCAUGACGAUCAAAUACAUCGUGGACAAGGAGGGUGGCUUCCAGCCGGAAGUUGAUUUCCAGGACAACGCGAACCCACUGUCCGGUUAG